Messenger RNA from Oreochromis niloticus (Nile tilapia), 2304 nucleotides. RefSeq names its product histone H1. Gene Ontology annotation, biological process: nucleosome assembly. The transcript is spliced from 3 exons. Gene Ontology annotation, molecular function: DNA binding. Bases 153 to 1202 code for a protein of 349 amino acids. The record is from RefSeq and is a predicted model, not a curated record. Lineage: Eukaryota; Metazoa; Chordata; Actinopteri; Cichliformes; Cichlidae. Gene Ontology annotation, cellular component: nucleosome.
CCAGCAACUGAAGAACUGUUAGUUUUCAAAAUGUCACAAAAUCUGCAUUCCUAUUUUAAAAUCUGACCAAUACGUGUCAGUGAAACUCAGUAGAGGAGUUUCCAUUCAGAUUUCUUCCUUAAAUAUGAAAUAGUGUGUAAACCAAAAAAAAAAUGCGAAGGAAAGCCACUGCUACAAACCCCACGCAGCUGAGUGCACUGGGAAAUAGUGCGAGCGAGAAAUCGGGAGAAAAAACACAUUUGAAGGUGAUAAAACAGAUAGAAAGACCUUCUAAAACUCCAGCUGGGAAAGGCCUCGGAAAAGCAGGAGCCAAACGUUUGGGCCGACUACUGAAACGAGCUAUCCCUAACCAGGAUGAGGCGACAGGAAAGGCGAACGCUUCUCUUCCCAAGACUCCCGUUCGGCUUUUCAAGCAUCAGAUUCAAACAGAGGCUGGAAAUGCACCCAAGACAAAUUCCGCAAAGCCAACCUCGCCUCACAUCUCCCAGCUCAUCCUCAGUGUGGUUUCCCAGUGCAAACACAGAGGCGGCAUCUCCAUGGCAGAACUUAAACAGAUGCUGGCAGCUGGAGGCUAUGAUGUAGCCAAGAACAACAGGCGAGUGAACAUAGAGACCAAGAGGCUGGUUAACAACGAGACACUUGUACGAACUACAAGAAAUGCAUCAUUCAGACUCAACCAUAAGAAGCUGACAGACACAAUUCAAGUGAGGACGAUCCCAGUGAAGACUCCAAAACCAAAAGCAGAGCUGAAGCUGACUCCGAAAACAGCAACAAGCAAAUCCCCCAAAGGAGCAGAGAACCAAAAGAGACGAGUGUUAAAGCCAAACCAAACCAAACCAAAGAGCAAAUCACACCAAACAAGGGCAACACCUCGAAAAGUUAGAUCACCCAAUCGAAAACGCAAGCGUCGCAGAAUGGCGGUCACAUCGCACAAACUAGCACGCAAAACUCGCAAAGCAGCAGCCAAAUCACACAAACAAAGAAGGAAGACAACCAAAGGAAGAAAAUCACCAAAACCUGCUGGCAAGAAACGCAGACCUGCAACGAACAGGGGCGCACGAGUUCGAAAGGCACCGAGGAAGGCUCAAAAGACUCGGAGACGCCGACCAAACCGAGUCCAAAAUCGGCAUAAAAAGCAAGCAAGACGGAGGCUUCCAAAAUCAAAGUUGAGAUCGAGGAAAAGCACUUACUACUACCACUAGGCUGAGUCUUCAUGGUAAACAGUAAUAAACAGAACCCGUUUUUAGCAUCCUGAAAUACACUUAGUUCUAUGUUGUCUUUGUGUUCCUAUAUCAUUUUUUCUUCACUUCACUGUACAGACCAUAGAUCGCAUAAAAGAUCGACACAGUUUUUUAGACACUAGUUCUGAAAACUGAAGCUUCGGUGGAAACUUGCCUUUCUUUUAAAUGCUCCUUGGGGGGCGAUACCUGUGGUUGCAAAAAGAUUGUGUAUUGAGGUCAGACAGACAUGUGAUCAUUAACCAUGUGAUUGCCAUUUUAAAUGGGUGAUAAUGUAGGAUCAAGUGAAUAAGGCUUCAGUCACACGAGCCUAGAGACAGCCUGUAUCUACCUGGCAACCACCAGUUGUGAGGGAAAAAUGAGUAUUCCCUAACCUAUUAUGAGUGGUUGUUGGAGGUUGAUGGGCAGUCUCUGGGGAAUUGAUUGCUGAAGUCCCAGACACACAAGCCUAAAGGCUGUCAGUGAUCUCCCUGGCAAUCACCUGUUGUUAGGGAAAAAGGUAUAUUUCCAGCAUAAACCUCCUUGUGAAUGCUUUGAUCAGCAGCACAUUUUUGCAGUUUGAAUGGAAGUGAUGAACUUAUUAACUUCAAAGUAAAACUUUCACCCUUUGAAAUACGUUGGCUGCAGCACUGAGGCUGAACUUUAUUUUGAAGGCAAACAUUCGCCAUUUCGUGUUGCAUUUUUUCAAGUUUUACUACCGCUAGACUAGUAGUUGGCAAGUGCUGGCAGAUAAAAACUGCAGGCAACCGUGGCAAUCUGCUAGUAACCAAACCAAAGUGCUUUUAGUGCAGCACCUUCUCUGCAACUGAUUUUAUCCUGGGAGAGCCAGCAACCUCCAGAAACCACUGUCAGCCAGUUGGAGAAUACACAUUUCCCUAGCAACCAAGUGAUUAUAUGACACCCAAUAUGGACUCUCAAAGCAUUGUGCACAUGAUGUCACUUGAAAAACCUCACUAGAAGACAAUUGCAAAACAGCUCUUGGACUUGACCUCUGAAUACUAUCUUGAUGAGUUUAUGGGCUGAGUCAUGAGACUUGGGUCAUGUUGAAUAAAAUGUUAUGUCCGUU